Molecule: messenger RNA, 5430 nt
Organism: Porites evermanni
Lineage: Eukaryota; Metazoa; Cnidaria; Anthozoa; Scleractinia; Poritidae
Source: the annotation of a GenBank genome assembly
AUGAACACAUCAAACGAAACAAGAAUCGCUGACCAGUUUUGCCGUCCAAAUUCCACCGUAGCAGUCCAAACGAUUAAGGUCUUUGCGUAUGUUAUCUUAAUACUUGUGUCUUUGAUCGGCAACACACUCAUUAUUGCCGUAGUCUACAAGAACCGCCGAAUGCGAACCCCUGUGAAUUUUUUUGUGGUCAACAUGAGCGCCGCAGAUAUUCUCAUCACCGUGUUCUACAUGCCGCGAAUGAUCGCAAGGACGUUCUUAGGAAUGAACUGGGGAGUUGACGGAAAUCUUGGCGCCAUAUCCUGCAAGAUAGUACCGUUUGCCCAAGAGCUCUCCGCUUCAGUGUCAGUACUGACCCUUAUACUCAUAGCUGUGGACCGUUUCUUCGCUGUCUUGUUCCCAUUUAAACGCGUCUUCACAAACCGCGUUGCGUACGCUGCAAUCGCCUUCGUGUGGCUUUCCGCCUUUGCUGCUCGAGCGCCAAUGUUCCAUGGCCUUCGGUUCAUCAUUGAUGAAGAGGAGAAAACCCACUGUGCUCUGGAAUUUGACUCCGAAAUGGCAAACAACUUUUACGUAAGAUUCGCUUUUGUAAUGUUUUAUGUCAUCCCUUUGUUCUUCACUGUUGUCCUGUACGGCGCCGUCCUGGUCUCCCUCAAGAACAGAAAGCCAAUUGGCGAAGUUUUCACAAACACUCGACGCAAAUUCAACAAUCGUUUGAAACGAACCCGCAAAGUGAUGAAUAUGUUGUUUGUUAUCGUGUUCAAUUUUGCAGUGUGUUGGUGUUUGUACUUCUUUUUUCCAAUUCUGUUUUUUCGUUUUCGAACCAGGGUGUGCACGCUAGCCUUCCCAGCCCUCUUCCUUGGUCACGUCAACAGUGCAAUAAAUCCCUGUAUUUACCUGAUUUUUAUCGAAAACUACCGCCGGGGUUUUCGCCAGAUAUUACACCCGCUUUACAACCGGUGCGUCAAUGCUAACACGAGAGUCGAACCUGAGGAUCCCUCAGCUGCUUUAAACGGACGACAGAAGCGCAUCAAUGCCAGUCUGACGUUCGCCACGCUGGAUUUCCAGAGAACUGCCAGUACAUCCAAAAAUAAAGUCUUUUCAAUAAAAACAUCCAUGAGUACAACCCAUUCUUAAAAUGGUACAAUCAUGUUGUUUUUAAACAACAUGAUUGUACCAUUUUAAGAAAAAAAAAAAUCUUUCAUCAAGAUACAUUAUCCCAGUAAGGCGAAGUUCUGAAAUAAUAAGAUUUAGGAGGAUCAUUCGAAACCGUGUACCUUCCGGCCAUAUGCUGUACCAUCAAUACUAGUGAGAACACGAGUUAAUAGUAUGUUCCUUGAAGUUUGUUAAUGGAUCUGCCUGCCUUGUUUAUUGUGAAUGCAAUACAAAAGUGCAACUUAAAAUAAAAGCUAUUUAGAAGCAUAAUUUGUGGUGCUGUUUAUUGGACUUGUUAGAUCAGAGGGUGACCAGAUGGCAGAUUGCACAACGGUAGGCCAUUGCACGAGCGCGUUCGAGAUAGUGUUGAACAUGGCUCUACCACGAAUCAAUCCCGACUCCGGCGUGAGAGGAAACUGGGGACCAUCCUACGCAGACGUUCUUAGGAGUUCGUCACGCGUUCCUGAUUUGUGGGGCAGGAACGCGUGACGAACCCCUAAGAACGUCUGCGUGGGAGGCCAUUAUUAACCAACAAACCUCGCGAAGAUUUUUCGCAUUGGGGAGGGAAACUUAUGAUUCCGUGCUCAUGAGAACUAGGCAGUCGUGGAUUGUAAUAAUGUCGUAAAUUGUAAUACCUGUCGUAAAAUGUAAAAACAGUUGUCGAGAAGUGUAAUAACCAGGCUGACGUAAAUUGUAAUAACACGUUGUCGCAAAUUGCACUGAGCAGAGCUGUCGUAAAUUGUAAUACAAUGGAGUAUUUUGUAAUAAGUCUUGAAAAAGAAAAAUUAUCUGCCCAAAACACUUUUAGAAAACUAAAAACUGCUAUGUUUAAUCCAAACAUAACCAAAGGAGGUGAAUUCUUGGGUCACUUUAACUGCUUUUAAAUUAAACAUUGAUGCUAAAGCCUCACGCCUCGAUUCAUAGUUGUUUCCUUGCUCAUUAUCACUGAAUUUCUAAUAGGACAAUGGAUACUUUUCUAAGAAGCCCAUUUAUCCAAAUAAGAAGCUUUUUAAGGACUGUAACAAAGUAAGCUGGCCUUUACAACGUACGCUAAAGUUUUAAGAGCAGCUACCGCGUGUCGAGAAAACAAACGGCAAAUUAGGGGGCUGAAAAAAAAGGACUAAGGAUAUCUGCGUUACUGAGGCCUCUUUUUGUGUUGUGGGGGGGGGGGGGGGGGGGGGGGGGGGGAAAAGAAAAAGCACGGGGGGGGGGGGGGGGGCCCCCUCCCCCCCCACCCCCCCCCCCCCCCGCCCUCUCUUUUUCUUCUUUUUUUUUUUUUUUUUCUCGCCGCCCCCGCGCUCUGUCCCGCCUUGGAUGCUAGUAAAAUCAGGUUGGAAUGUAGAUGAGUAGGAGGUCACAUGUCGAUAGUAAGAAAAAGGGGAUGACACGAAACGAAUGUGCGAGAGGGAGAGGAUGGGGUUAGGAGGUGGGAAAAUAGAUGUGUGGGUUGUGUUUUGUGUGGGUGUGGGUGGGGGGGGGGGGGGGGGGGGGGGGGGGGGGGGGGGGCUGGGGAGAAAGAAAAAGAACGCGCGCGCGCGGGGAACGCCUUUUCCCUCUUCCCAUCGUCCCCCGCGCGCUUUCUAUUUUUUCGAUUAUUGCUAUUUUUAUAGGGAUACCCAGCGCUGCGUGAGCCUCUGCGGAGGAGACAGCAACAGAUGAAUGAAGGGCUCAGUGGUACUGCGUUAUUUUUAGUCGGCUACACAGUCAUUCUUUGAGUCGUCACGCAACGCUCCUCCCUCGUUUGGGUUCAUGACAUCAACUGAGUUGAUGAGGAAUAUUGUGAUCACCGUAAGGGCAUUGAGAAAUCCCCUUACGGUGAUCAAAGCACCCUUACCAACUCAUUUGCCGAAACCAAAUUCAAAACAAUGCUAUUCUUUUAUUUCUGUUUUUGGCUUUUUAAGGCACGAUUAAUAAAAUUCACCGACUGGAUGUAUCUUUUUGCGAUGAAUAAACCAGCUUUUUGGUAACCUUCACUGUAGCUUAACAGCUAAUUUUUGCCUCUCACAAAAACGCCAACGACGCACAAGACGAACGAACAUUUGUGUCACACGAACAUCUAACAGACAAAAGUUUUGAAGACGAGAACAUUUUAUAAAGGUAAACCUGUUUCGGGGCGGGAAAUAUUUUGAAUGAGUAAUAAAGUCUGACAAUAACUGCAUUCGGAAUUCACAUUUUAUGAAAAAUUAUGCAGAUUUCGGACGAUGUCUUCUACCGAGGUCAACCUUGCAUCCUCCGCGAUUUUCACAAUUAUUCAUAUACUCAGCAGCAUCUAAUAAUUACUAAGUAUUACUCAGACAAAUUAUAUUAAUUCUGAUGCAGAAGGCGUCCUCCAGUCUGUCUUUUAUGAGGAAAACGAGGUUCUUGUCAUUAAAGUGGUUAUUUGAUCAAAAGUUACUGUUUCAGAAAAAGGAAGCCUCUUAUCCCCAAAGGGACCAAAAAUUACAACAACCUUCUUCUUGUAGAGAAGUAGAAAACCGGUUCAUAACCUAUUACAACUUUCGGAAAAACAGGAAAAGUAUAUAUCUCGUAAAGUAUUGAACAUAGAAUUCUACCGAAAAUUAUUUUCCUGAAGGGCUCUUUACCGAGAGCAUACUUAAAUUAAAAGGCGCCCAUAAGGUGCGAAAACGAUAGUUUUAAAUAUCGUACAUAAAAUACAGAAAGUAAUAAAAAAAUAACACAUAAUAAUAAAAAAAUAAAUUGGAAAUAAAAGGAAAAAAAGAAAGAAAAAAAAAACAAAACAGUGCCAACAAAUCAUCGCGUGGGUAAAGGGUAUUAGGUAGAGUGUCUCAGAUCGAUCAUGUGUAGCCUGUAAUUGCGGUCACUGUUUUAUUGCUUUGUUCAAAAACUAAUAAGUCUCCAACCGUGUAAGACAAUAUCGUAACACCAAAUAACGGUGGCCAUGUACUAACUACCUCUCAUGGGGUAAGAUCGCAACUCCACUCAAAAUUAAAAUAGAAAGAUGAAAAUAUUCAAGCAACUUGAACAUGUAAAUUGCAGUAGCAGUUAGACAUGCACCUGUAAUACAAACGAUUACAUUACAUUACAAUACUACAUCCAAGACCGCGUGUUUUUUUUCCUAAGCACUCUUUUCAGUUCUUUCUUGUGUAUCGUUUAAUGACAAAAACUUGACGAGAAGUUAAAAGUGAUUUCUGCGGUUUCGAACGAGAGCAUCAACACUGGAUACAAGUAGUAAGGCGAUACCGCUUGUUUUGGCUCUCAUGAGCAAUGCGCUUGUCAAAUGAAACAACGAAUUUCGUGGAUCAGUUUUGUCCUCAAGAAUCCUCUGUAGCAAUACAAGUGAUGAGUAUGUUGUUUUGUGCCAUUGUAAUACUGAUAGCUUUGAUCGGGAACGCCCAUAUUGUUACCGUGGUUUGCCAGCAUCGUCGACUGCGAAGAGCAGCCAUUAAUUUGCUCGUGGUUAACAUGAGUAUGGCAGACAUUAUCAUUACUGUGUUUAAUUCGCCGCGCCUUAUAUCUAGGGCUAUUCUGGGCACAGACUGGGCAAUACGCGGAGAAUUCGGUUACAUCCUCUGCAAGGCCUUCCCAUUUACCAAAGAGCUUUCCUCUUUCGUGUUUGUACUGACUCUUCUACUCAUAGCAGUGGACCGUCUCAUCGCCGUCCUAUUUCCCUUAAAACGUUUUAUCACCAACCGUGUAGCGUACGUUUCUAUUUUCUUCGUAUGGAUUGUCGCCAUAGCUCUCCGAUCACCAAUAUUCAACGACCAAAGGUUUAUCCUUGGAGAAGACGGACAAACAUACUGUUUCCUCCAAUUCGACUCCGAGCUGGCGUUUUAUUUUUACUUGAAGUAUGCAUUUGCGACCUUUUACUCAAUCCCUUUGACCUGUAUUCUCAUCCUUUUCGGCGUUGUGAUGGUUUUACUCAAGAAACGAAAAUCAGUUGGCGAGAAUUUAACAAGCAAACAACAAAGAUACAAAGAUCGUACAAGAAGAACUCGCAAAGUGAUGAGGAUGUUGCUUACAAUCAUGUUUGUUUUAACUCUGGGUUGGUGCUUGCACUUCUUUUUGCCUCUUCUACUUCUUCGCUUUGGACCCAAAGUAUGUAACUUAGCUUUGCCAGCUCUCUUUCUUAAUCAAAGCACCAGUGCAAUAAAUCCUUGUAUCUACCUUCUUUAUAUAAAAAAUUACCGCUGUAGUUUCCGUGAGAUUUGGCGCUCACUCUACAGGCGGUGCAUGAAGACGCUGUCUUCGAACAAUAAAAUUAAGCCUCAGGAUAUUUCAACUGUACGUAGAAGGACUGUCGAAGGACAGCAAAAAUGA